Messenger RNA from Clunio marinus, 570 nucleotides. The record is from the annotation of a GenBank genome assembly. Lineage: Eukaryota; Metazoa; Arthropoda; Insecta; Diptera; Chironomidae.
GCAUGAUAAGUGAAAUGUUUCUUACAAAAUAUUAAAUACCUAAAUAAUAGAAUAAAUAAGGGUUAAACAUGUUUCUCCGAACCUUUUUAAGACCAAUUAUAAUGCAUCAAAAUCGAAGAGAAUUUCUUCGUUUCUCAUCAUCGGUUGCGGAAGCUUCCAGCUCAGAAUCUACAGAAAGUUCCAUAGAUGAAAGUGAUUUACCAGUAAGAAUGGAAAAUCCUUUUCGCAAAGAAAGAGUUCAGUGUGUAUUAUGCAAACACCAAAUAUCGCCGGAUUAUAAAAAUGUCAAGUUGCUAUCCCAAUUUCAAUCACCAUUUACUGGAAGGAUUUAUGGUAGGCACAUUACUGGGUUAUGCAAGAAAAUGCAGAGGAAAGUCGAACAAGAAAUAGUCAAAGCUCAAAAAAGUGUAUUGAUGGGUACAGUUACUAAGGACGUUCAAUUCUUCAAAGAUCCAAAACUUUUUGAUCCAGAAAAACCAAUUAGACCACACAAAUAUUGAAUUCGUUUAUUUGUGCUUAGAAUUUUUACAUAAUACUUAAAAUAAAUUCAGAAAAAGAGAUUCAGAGGAA